CGGAGAAGUAUGUAGGUGCUCACACACGCACACGCACACACACACGCACGCGCGCGCACGCUCACACACACACACACACACGCGCGCGUGCGCGCGCAAACACACACGCACCCCUAGCGAUAUGAGCGUUUUCCUGGCGUUUGGCGUCAUGCGCAUGAUGAACUGGCACCAGCUACCCAGGCUAUUGUGAAUGUUUAUGGGAAGGUGUUGGCAGGAGGGCACUACACCUGCUGGAGAGUGCUCUUGGCAAAGGUGGUAAAGAGUGAGCGCUUCUCAACACAACAGCACCUCUUUAUGUCUUGAUGCCAUGGAGACUGGCGAACCAUCAUUCCCCAUCACUGAACUCCCCGCUGUGGAGUCUGCACACAUCAGCCCCAAGAAGGAUCUAUGAAACCUGCAUGGAUUUGUGAGAUGUUUUCUCAUUCCCUUCUGACUUUUCUAUGAUGAUAUGAGACGACGGCUAGCGGACAUUUCCCCUGAAUCCUGGGCAUCCCGAACGGACUGAGAACUCAUCCGCAACAGGACUCAGCCUUCACAGAGGGUGAAGAUGCCUUUUCACCAUGUGCGAGCAGGGCUGCUGUACACAGACAACUUCCUGACACACUCGCUCUCUGAGAUCAGUGAGGAACAGUUAGCUCACAUCUCCACCGAAGAGCUCGAUGAGAUUCGGGAGGCAUUCCAGGUACUGGACAGGGAUGGGAACGGCUUCAUCUCAAAACAGGAGCUGGGUGUGGCCAUGCGCUCCCUGGGCUACAUGCCCAGCGAGGUCGAGCUAGCCAUCAUUAUGCAACGUCUGGACAUGGAUGGUGAUGGACAGGUGGAUUUUGACGAGUUUGUGACAAUACUUGGACCUAAGCUCCUCUCAUCUGACACCAGAGAAGGCUUCCUCGGCAGCACUAUAGACAGCAUCUUUUGGCAGUUUGACAUGCAGCAGAUGUCUCUGGAGGAGCUGAAACAAGUCCUGUUCCAUGCCUUUCGGGACCACCUGACAAUGAAGGACAUUGAAAACAUCAUAGUGAAUGAGGAGGAGAGCAUGAAGGACAACUCAGGAAACUGCCAGACUGAAUUUGAGGGAGUGCAUUCUAAAGGAAAGAAUCGGCAAACGUGUGUCCGCAAGAGCCUCAUCUGUGCAUUCGCGAUGGCCUUCAUCAUCAGCGUCAUGCUUAUUGCGGCCAACCAGAUGUUGCGUAAGGGUAUGGACUAGCUCCGUCCACUGUGACUCCUGAGUGAUAUUACCUCUGCUCCACUUAUCUAGCCAAACAAAACAUGACAACGAGAACUAAAUCUGUAGUUGACGUUUAUUGCUCUGUAUCUGGGCUUGCAGUGAGCAAGCAUCCCACUGUGCUAAAGACACCAGCCCACUCCUCUCUGAAUUUAAUGCACUCUAAAGACUUCUAUGCAUCCAGCUUUAAAGCAUAUAAUGAAGUACUACUUUCUCAGAAGAACUGGAGCCAACACAUGGAAGUCACAAACGGACAAGAUAAACCACUAAUAACAGUUGUUUACCCUCCCUUUAUCUCUCUGACAGGAAGACAUAAGGGCUUUGUGGUGCCCCAUAAUGCAAUAAGAUUUUGGCCCUUUCUUGUAUUUGUACGUGUUUCUCUCUCAUCUUCUCAUCAACUCCAGUCUCCAUCUGAAAUAGGAGUCGCGAGGAGGACGCCACUUCACCAAUAUCUCCCAUCAAGGUCACUUCAUUGUCUGUAUUUGAGCAUGUGCAUGUAAACUUGCUUCAGUCUUAUAAACAGCAUUAGAUUUUGCUAUUGAGAGACCAUUUCCUGAUUAAAAAUGGAGUCACACAAGCUGUAGCAAAGCACAGUGAUUGAAGGAUGAUACCAUAUUUUCCAGACAAUAAGUUAUUAUUGAGUAAAAACGUGCAUCUAAUGAGUAAAGUGUGGGAUUCAAAUAUAUACUUGGUUUUGUUUGGUUUAGUAUUUGGUGUUCAAGUUAACAAAAAAACAGAUAUUCUAUUUGAAUUUAUUUCUUUGCAGCUUAGUUGUUAGUUGCAUUUAAAUCCCCAAAAGCACCAACAGUUCAACAGGAAACUUUCUGUCAGACAAAAUGUUUUUGUACAAUCAUGCUGAUUUCAGUCAUAUAUGAAGAAACAUGUUUGACAGACAGGCAGAAACGCCUCCUUAUCCUGACCGGUUGAAUGUUAGUGGUCCACAUCAUAUACAUUUGAUUGUCUUGAUUUAUAAAUCCCUGAGCCCACUUUUAAUGCACAACAUCCAGCUGACUGGUAGAGGGCAUUUUAUAGUCUGGAAAAUAUGGUAAAUAUUUUGGUAAAACACCAAUUUCCAAUACAGGUAGAUGGACAACUGUGUGUAGCUAAAAUAAAAUGAACAGCUAUUUUAGUAAUUGCUAGUCAUGCUUGGAACAACUUAAAGACAUAUCAGGGUUAAAGUCAUUCUCACUGAUUAAAACUAAGUAUGAGGUCUUUUAAAGGUCUGAUCAACAUUUUGUUUUGUUUGACAAAGUUUUUUGGACUUUUUUGGUCCAAUUUUGAUUACUUAUUCAGUUCAGACUCAGGCACAGACUGAAACAUUGAAGUGCAUCUGAAAACUGGUCUGUCUCUUAACCUUGUCUUUUUAUCCCCUGUUCCUGUACGUAACCUUUUCUCUGUAGUGCAAAUACUAUAACCGUUUUAAAUAUAUUUAAAUGUGUCAAUAUUCCUGUUGCCUGUCCACUCUGUUUGUGUGUUGUAGUGUAGCAAUGUCAUGUUUUCUCAUAUAGCACUGCAUGCAUGUCUGUGUAUAUAAUGCUGUAUAGCAGAAAUGUCUGUUAGAUGCAUACCUGAAUGUUUAGUCCAUGCAUGUCAGAACCUGUUUCUACACAUAUGUGUAAAGCACUGGGUUUACUGGGUUUUUUUUUUUUCUUGGAAGCAGUCAGUUGUCUUCCUGUCAUCUCUAGAAAAGAAUUGAUGUGAUAAUUGAAUGAAAUGGUCCAUUAAAUGCCAUUUGGGCAAGGAAUAAAACACAGCAGGGCAUGCUGGUAUAAGAAAAUAAUCAUUGAUGGGGUUGAUUAUAUUGAGCUAAUUAUUUUCCAAUAACAGCAUGCUCUGUGAUGUCUUAUACCUCUUAUACCACAGCAGUUUGCCAAAUAUUCCAAAUUUAUUUUGUAACAGACAAUACACAGAUUAGUUUCUGUUAUUCCCUCCCUCACAAACCUCUCUUUGUUUGUUUAAGUUAAUAAACCUACUGCAAAUUGUCCCCACAAGCACUCCCUCCUUUUGGAAAACGUACAGAAAACUUAUUGCUUUACCUCUGACUGUUAGAAAAGUGCUGACCCUGGAGACUCCUUCCAAAAAAAUGUUAAAUAAACGUCUCCUCACACACUCUUCAUCUGUUUAUGUGGACUGUCUGCCUUGCAAGUCCCUGUGUAAAUUGUUACUAUGGAAACAAUAAAGUGAUAGAAAGGAGUGUGUUAAUAUAAACCUGUGACUUGGCUUGUGGCCGACAAGCUGACAGUAUAGUCAGAGAUGCUGUUAGAGAAUAUGUAUAAAUUAGAUCAGAGGUAGGAAAAUUUAACAGAGCUGUGGUAUAAGCUUGAAAUAAUAACUGUAGUGUGAAAAAAAAAGUCGGUACUGAAUGUCCAAGACAGGGCUGCAAAGAAUGAGAAUCCAGCUAGAGUCAAGAAGCAAUGGCAAAAAGAAUAGGGGAAAUUGCCAUGCCUCAUGUGCUUAUUUUUUAUUAUUAGCAUUCAGAUAUUAAAUAGAAAUGUUCCAGUUCCAGUGAACAAGGUGUGGCCUCUGUGCUGUCAGUUCCUAAGAAGGAAACCAGGCUAUCCAAGUGUUUGUAUAAUUCUAAACCACAAUGUGUCAUAUCAAUUGUACAUUAUAAUUAUAACUCUAAAUUGUAUUAUUUGGAUUUUUUCUUCAGAUCUUUCAAAGAUUUGAUUGUUAAUGUGUAGUGGUUCUGAGAAAAGCUGCACGCUUCUGUUAAACAAAUAAGCAGUCAGUGGCUCCAUCUAGUGAGCCUAGUGAGCCAAUCAGUCUGUGGUUUUCUUUCUUUCUUUCUUUCUUUCUUUCUUUCUUUCUUUCUUUUUUAAGGAGAAAGCAAAUAUUUAUUGUGUUUGUAUUUAGUCCAUUUAAAAUGACCUACAUUUAAAAGAAGCUAUUAAAACCCCAAAAUAUAUAUUUUUCAUUUUAAUUGAUUCUAUCAUUCCCAGAUAAAAAUAUAACUGUAAAAUAUAUCCAAUGUUCUGUCUAAAAAUGCUAAUAAUAAGGUGUCUGCUUCUGUUGUGUGCCAUUCAUGUUGAUGCCAUGUAGUGGACUGAAAGUGCCAAAACUCCAGGUGCAAUAGUUUGUUUAUGCCCCAGUCAUUCAGUUUAACCCUGACAUUGCAGUCACAGACACUCAAUAAAAGACUAGUUUUGGCUGUUUUUUUUUUUUGUUUUGUUUUGUUUUGUAUUUUGUUUUUGACUAUGUUUUUGAAAUAUUUACUACACUUUAUUACAGUUUUUAUUUUGCGUGUAAAUUAUUUGUUUUUGUUUCCAAGGUUUUUAUUAUUCUUUCUGGAAUUUUUUAUCUGGUUAAGGGGACAGUGGGCUCUUGAAUCUAGUUUGCUCUCAAUCCAGAAUCCUCUCUUUUAGCAUGCCAAGUGAAAUGUUCGGAAGAAAUUUGUAUUACGUAUUUAUUCUUAUGUAUAUGAUGCAUUUUAUUUUUAAGAAGCGUAAAAGGGAUUGUGGAUAUGCAUAAUGGUGUACACUUUGCAUGCAGGCUAUGGAUUGACAGUAAAAUUAUAGCAAUAUGAUUUUUAAAUAAGAAAAACAAAACUUGUAAGAAAAUAUGA
Tachysurus vachellii is the source of this 4787-nucleotide messenger RNA. RefSeq names its product calneuron 2 (gene caln2). Bases 548 to 1204 code for a protein of 218 amino acids. Gene Ontology annotation, molecular function: calcium ion binding. The transcript has 6 exons. The record is from RefSeq and is a predicted model, not a curated record. NCBI's taxonomy places the organism in Eukaryota, Metazoa, Chordata, Actinopteri, Siluriformes, Bagridae.